Messenger RNA from Bipolaris maydis ATCC 48331, 1257 nucleotides. NCBI's taxonomy places the organism in Eukaryota, Fungi, Ascomycota, Dothideomycetes, Pleosporales, Pleosporaceae. The record is from RefSeq and is a predicted model, not a curated record.
GGCAAUCUACGAUGUCCAAUACUUGGAAUAUGCUAUAUCUCCGGUUCCGCUGUCCAUGCGCCAUGGCGGCAAGGUAGCGUAUUCGACGACUACAUUACCUGUCCGAUAUCGCCACAGCCUCAUCUGAUCACUGAAGUGCAACCAUGGGCCAAAGAUACUUUGUCCGCGAGGCCAAAACAAAGCAAGAGUUGGAUAGCAUCUUGGAAGUUAUUUGGGCUGCAAACUACACACCUUACGAACCCUUUAUUCAACUUGUGUUUCCUGUCCUUGGCUUUACGGCUGCUCACCGCGAGGCUGCCAUCAACGAAUCGAAACAACGCUUCUGGGAACAACACCAGGCCGAUCGAUCAAUCCAUUGGUUCUACGCAUUCGACACCGUCACAAACAAAGCCGUGGGUUGCGCACAAUGGGUGAUUUCGACAACAAAUCCUUACGCAGCAGGAGCACCAGAUUUGAAGGCACCGUGGUGGCCCGAAGGUGAACAGCGGCGUUUCUGCGAAUCGAUACUGAAUCAGGUGUACAAGCCCCGCGCAAGCUGGAUGGCACGGCCCCAUUGUGCACUCAAUUGGAUGGCAGUGGAUCCUGCUCAUCGACUUCGGGGUAUCGGUUGCCUGCUUAUGGAUGUGGGAGUUGUGCGUGCCGACGAGCUCGAUGUGGAAUGUUGGAUGGAAGCGUCGGCCAUGGGCAAGCCGCUAUACGAAAAGUUUGGUUUUCAAUCGUUGCUGAAAAUUGCCUUCGAUACCGAACAACCGAAUGCAAGCGACGAAUGGAGGAAGAGCGCCCAUGAGCUGACUCCUGCACCAAUUUUCGCCAUGUGGAGACCGACAAAGUCUUCUCGGCAGGGUAGUCGGGGUGAGGUGCAGAUGCCAUGGACGCUAGGUACGCGAGCUUGAGGGCCGCACAUGAUUAAUCGAUCUUGAUAUGGUCAGGCCAAGUAAAUGGUAGACAAAUGAUGUCAGGAAAAAUCGAGUAUUCGUCCAUGACUGAUGGGAAGAUCAUGACCGAAACCUGCAAGGGCAUGCAGAUGACGUCGCACAGAGUGGAUAUAGCAAAGGAGUCUAGAAAUGAGCAUAGUCAGAAGGCUGUCAGGAGAAGGAAAGGAAACUCGGACCAAUGUUUGAGAGUGGAGUAAGCUGUUGGGGUCUGCCUUGUCGUCAGCCGAAUUCAUGUGGAAAAAGCUCUCGCGGUCAAGUACCGCUGAUGAUAGGUAGUAGUUAGAUGAUAGUCUUACAUAAUCUUUAAGGCCCUUGACUACCA